Molecule: messenger RNA, 1239 nt
Organism: Aspergillus homomorphus CBS 101889
Lineage: Eukaryota; Fungi; Ascomycota; Eurotiomycetes; Eurotiales; Aspergillaceae
Exons: 2
Coding region: 339-1124 (261 amino acids)
Source: RefSeq, a predicted model, not a curated record
AAUUCGCGGACUACACCUUAAAUAAGCGGCUUGGAAUGCGCCAUUCGGUUCAUUCUUCGCUAUCUUCUUUCCCUUCUGCGGUGCCCCGCAUAAUUCUUAUCGGCUUGCUACCAAUUCUCAUUGGGACUACUUAAGCUCUCUCCCUGCCUUUCCCAAGUGAUUGACAGCUACAUUUCCCUUCAACUCAUCAUUCUCACGGUUCAAACUUCAUCGUCGAACCAUGAUGAAUCGGCCGACCCCAACUUUGAUCAACCUGCCUCCUCCGCCAUCGGAUCCGGUGACUCCAUCCGAGAUGGGACCCUUUCCUUCUCCUGGUUCUAUACUGACCCAAACCUCCGAUGUCCUUUUACAGAGGAACUCCGAACUCCGGCACCACUUCGCUUUCAGCCCUCUCCACCACCGCCAUUAAGGACGGCCAUCAAGGCCAGCCGCACCCGUACGGACGUCAUGCCCACCAUUCUCCGUCCGCAUCGACCACGUCCACCAGCACCCUGGAAGCGGAACGGGCCGAUCGCAUCUCACGUCUGGCCGGUUUAGAACGAGUAGCCACGGCCCGGGCGGGUGGUACCUCUCAGCCCAGUGGCCCCCUGCCCCCGACCCAUCACCCCGGUUUCUUUGAGAGCGGGUCGGCGAUCAAAGAGCGCAGUACGGUGGGUAGUGCCAGUGCUACGGGCAGCGUGGGCGCCCGCACGACCUGGGCCAGCGGCAGCGAUGCCUUCGAUGCGGAUAAGAUGAGUGAGUACCCGGAAGACGGCACCUCGAGUGUAGGUAACUUCAGCGAUGAAGGUGAUGCCAGUUUGGUCGCAUUUGGGGAGGGCGCCAGUACCGUCAGUGGGCCAGUUUCCAACCCCAUGCUGAAUCGGACCUCGUCUGGAGGCCGACCAGGAUCGUUCGGCAGCCCUGGUCUGGCGCGGGUGAAUCCCGGGGGGUCUCAACACUCGGGCGGAGACACGGCCAUGCUGCUAUCCACGAUGUCGCCAACCGGCUCGAUCACCCCUGAGCCUACGCAGGAUGCCCGCAUGAUGGAUGGGAUGACCUACGAUGCGAAUGUGGUAGAUACCACGGUGAGGACCCCUCGGUUGGCCACCCCGGCACAAGGUGGCAACCCGCAGGCGGAGAUCUAAGUAGUUUGGUUGGAAAGAGACAUGCGAUCGAAGACCGGAUUUAAGGAUAUUUGGCGUUCAUGGAUGGAAGGGCUGGCCAUGAUUUUGUAGUAACAUCUGUUAUCAGCGAUUGGGA